Molecule: messenger RNA, 4424 nt
Organism: Cherax quadricarinatus
Lineage: Eukaryota; Metazoa; Arthropoda; Malacostraca; Decapoda; Parastacidae
Source: RefSeq, a predicted model, not a curated record
UUAUAAACCCAACAAAGACAGAAAGAAGAAUUUAUCCUGCAGGUCAUCUUGAUACUUGGAGGUCAUCCUGGUACAAGAAGGUGGCACUUGUAGUGUCAAUACUGCAUGUCAUCCUUGUACAAGAGGUUGGCACUUGUAGUAUCAAUACUGCAGGUCAUCCUGGUACCAGAAGUUGGCAUUUGUAGUGUCAAUACUGCUGGUACAAGAAGGCAGUACUUUUAGUGUAAAUACUGCAGGUCAUCCUGGUACAAGAAGUUGGCACAUUUAGUACCAACAUCAGUGUCAGAAAACUCCUGUAAGUUCUGUAAAUACAGUACUGUAAUGUAUUAUUGCCCUCUUAUACUCUUUUUCACUUUACAGGAUGUCAAGGUGCAAUAAGUUCAUGAAUUUCUAACUACUUUUCAUAGGGAGUCAAGAAUUACAAGAAAAAUUUAUGUUCCUUAGAACAUAUCACUUAAAAGUUAUUAGCUUUUCUCUCGUAUCUUAUGAGUGCAAGAAUAUUUACAGAGAACUGUGUACAUGACCUUAAGGUUUCAUUUCCAUUCACACGAGUAAAGUUACAAGUUCAGAACACCGGUGAAUAUAUAUCAGAUAUUGGACUUGGGAUGUAAUAUACAUCCCAAGUCCCCCACGAGCACCUUCUUAAGUAUGAUCCAAGGGAAUACAGCUCUAUUACAACAGAUGACUUCCAAACAAUGCACCUUGAGCUAUAGACCAGCUGCCACUGCCAGUAGUCAGGAGGAGUGACCUGACAUAAGGCAGGUCACAUUACAUACUUCGAGGUAGCUCGGGUUAACCAGAGACUGGUCAUUACACUAAUGCUUGACAACUUGCAUUGUUACACCUAACAAAAGAUUUUAAAACCAUUAAGAAUAUACAAUAAUUUUACAUGAUUCCGUUAAGUAAUUUAUGUUGGCCAUAGAUAAUAUUAUACAGUCGGACUUGUUUAUUUUAGCUACUAAUAAGGAAGUUCGCAAUAUGAUAUUAAGUGAUAUCGGCUCAGUAAUGUGGAAAGUGACCAGGCGUAACAGUAUAUAUAGUGACAACACAAACUACAGUGCUAAUACAGUGACAUCUCUGAUUAUGAUGUUUAUGCAGUGACAACAAUAACUACAACGUAAUUCAGUGAAGCACUGACUAGUGUUAAUACAGCGACAAUACUGUUACAACAGUGUUGGUAAUACAACACUUACAGUGCCAACAAGUGUCAUAAAUAUCUGCUAGUGUCAUCCUUCUUAUUCCUCAGACACUCUUACACAUUUAGUGCUUGCUAUAUUUAUAAUAGAAUAAUACAGUAAUAUUAGUUUUCUGUGUAAUAUAAUAUUCUCAAAUCUCCACUGGUUUAACAAUUUAAAUAUGUGAAAACUUAUUGUUCAAUAUGUCUAAAAUACCUGAAAAAGAAUGUGUUGAAGCAACAGAAUGUACAGUUGUUCAUGUAGGACACCAGUUAGAUCAACAUUCACAUGAAAAACAAUAUGUUGAAGCAACACAAUGUACAGAUGUUCGUGUAGGAGAUCAAUUAGAGCAACAUUCACACUCACUCAAACAAUCUUCACAACAACCUCAGCGUGGAUAUCUGACCAAAUUUAAUAUAGGCAAAAAAACUUUUCAAUGUUCAGUGUGUCUAAAAGAGUUUUCUGAAAAGUAUUACUUUCUACGGCACAUGAGAACUCAUACUGGAGAGAAGCCAUAUCGGUGUUCAGAAUGUCUGAAAGACUAUUCUACAAAAUCAGAUUUAGCAAUUCACAUGAGAACUCAUACUGGAGAGAAGCCAUAUCAUUGUUCACAAUGUCUGAAAGAAUUUUGUAUGAAAUCAAAUUUAGUAAGACACAUGAGAACUCAUACUGGAGGAAAGCCAUAUCAGUGUUCAGAAUGUCUGAAAGGCUUUUCUAGAAAAUCAUAUUUAGUAAGUCACAUAAGAACUCAUACUGGAGAGAAGCCAUAUCAGUGUUCAGAAUGUCUGAAAGGCUUUUCUAGAAAAUCAUAUUUAGUAAGUCACAUAAGAACUCAUACUGGAGAGAAGCCAUAUCAGUGUUCAGAAUGUCUGAAAGACUUUUAUAUGAAAUCAAAUUUAGUAAGACACAUGAGAACUCAUACUGGAGGAAAGCCAUAUCUGUGUUCAGAAUGUCUGAAAGGCUUUUCCAGAAAAUCAAGAUUAGUAAGACACAUAAGAACUCAUACUGGAGAGAAGCCAUAUCAAUGUUCAGAAUGUCUGAAAGACUUUUCUAAUAAUUCUCAUUUAGUAAGACACAUGAAAACUCACACUGGGGAGAGGCCAUAUCAGUGUUCAGAAUGUCUGAAAGACUUUACUAAAAGAUUUCAAUUAGAAAGUCACAUGAGAAGUCAUACUAGAUAGAAAGCUCUCCCAGAGGUGGUGUCAUGUUGUAUGCACUAAUAUUUCUUGCUCUACCAACACUGAUAUUAAAGUAGGGAAGUAUUUUUGGGUCUGCUUGAAAGACAGAAGAUAGUGGGAGCAUAUUACAUAGCAAACGACAGAAACACUAAAAAACAAACAUCGUUUUUGGAGAAGUUUUAGGCUAUGGCAUCAACAAAGCACUCCUUUACCAUGUUGGAUAAAAUGUUUAAUGUUGUCAAGAGUAGUGUGCAGAUUGUCACAGUGCACAAUGGUGGACAAGCUCAUUAUCUCCCUUACCAUCACUAACAAUACUACUGUCACAAUUCAUAAACAUGUUUCAAUUCUUGCAGUAGAACUUGUUUUACAACAUACCUUAGCUCAGUGUGGUUUCCUAAUGUGUGUACAGACAUUAUAGAGCAACUCAAACUCCAUUACCUCCCAAUUCUUGAGGUUGACACUUAUAUACUACCUGCCCCUGGAUGGAGACACUAUCCUUGUAUUAUAGCCAAGUUAACUUAUGACUGCUCUGAACUUCCAUCAUCUGUUUAUAUAGCAAGAUGCCACUAACAAGUAUGGGAAUUUAUAUCUUUGUUGCAACAAUGUAGAAAUUGUGGGACUUUUCCCACCUGGCAAAAAUUGCAGGUUGAUGGCAGAGUGCCUGGUCUGUGGUGCUCCUGACCCUAUCACUCCAUCCUGUAGCCAACCUCCUACUAGUCUCCACAUGUAGACUUUACUGACACUACCAGUUUACUUCUCUUCACAAAAUAUGAUUUAAUUAGAGUGUAAUAUUCGAAGCUUUGUUUAGCCAGGGUGAGCUUCAGGUGUUGCUUUCCCGGUUUUCCCAUUUGUGUCUGUUUACAAGAGCCAAAAUUGCACUCCUUUGUUAUUCAUCCCAUCUUGGACUAUUGCUUAUUGCUUUCAUCCACUCCUUUUCCUGGUGGGAAAUUUAAUGAAAGUGCACUUUUUGUAUGCCAUUUUACCACACUCAGAUCUUUGUUCAUACUUCACUGCUUUACACUGCAGCCCAUAUCUACUUGAACAAGUGGUAUACAGUCUGCUCUUUGUAUCUUUUUCAACCAUCCAUUUCUGAUGUUGAAUUUCUGGUUUCUUCCCUACCUCCACCUUUAUUAGGCAAUUUUUAUGCUCAUCAUUUCCUCUGGGAAGGAUCUCCCUGUGACUCAUGAUGACCGGUGAGAGGCUUUCUUCUCUUUCCCUUCAUUUUGAUCCUCACACUCAGUCUUUCUUGAAUAGAUCUCUCUAUUUGCUCCUCUUCAACUGCACUCCAUGUUACCUGGUCUGUUGUCCCAGAUUUACAUGACAGUGAUCAUUUUCCUAUCGUCUUUAAUUCCCAUACGUAUUCUUGACCUCCUCAUAUAACAUGUUAUUAGUUGCAGUUUGUACACAUGAAUUAGACUGUUUAUUUGUUUAAAAUCAUUUUUGAUGAGCCUUCUCCAUUGCCGUCCUCUGGUGAGCUGCUAGUUUUUCAAAUACAAUCCCCCAAACCUCAAGUAGACAGACAGACACACACACACACACACACACACACACACACACACACACACACACACACACACACACACACACACACACACACACACACACACACAAACACACACAGGAGCUCGGACUCGACCCCCGCAGCCUCAACUAGGUGAGUACAAAUACACACAGACACACACACACACACACAGGAGAUACCGUGUUUGAUGUAUCUAUACGCAUAAAUUCUAGCGGCUUCAAAUCAAGCAGGAGAAAGCUGGUAGGCCCACAUGUGAGAGAAUGAGUCUCCAUGGUCAGUGUAUACCAUAUAAAAAAAAAUCAGGGAGCCAGUGGUGCAUUGUGGGAAUGCCAUUUCAGUCGUCCUUUUUCAGCAUGUCUAGGGGUAAGAAAUAUGUGACUCCCCAGCAAAUCUGGGACUCUUCUCUUCCCAAGUGAUGCUCUAACACAGAUGGAAGUGUCAGUGAAGAUCAAUUUCAUUAUUUCGAGGAGUUUGAGACCAAAAGCAGAGGAGGAGGAGGAAGAGGAGGAGGAGGAGGAAGAGGAGGAGGAUGAGGAAGAGGAGGAGGAU